Octodon degus (degu) is the source of this 2757-nucleotide messenger RNA. It is a transcript of the gene Usp26, whose product is annotated as ubiquitin specific peptidase 26. The record is from RefSeq and is a predicted model, not a curated record. Bases 1 to 2757 code for a protein of 918 amino acids. Gene Ontology annotation, molecular function: cysteine-type endopeptidase activity; cysteine-type deubiquitinase activity. Lineage: Eukaryota; Metazoa; Chordata; Mammalia; Rodentia; Octodontidae. Gene Ontology annotation, cellular component: nucleus; cytosol. Gene Ontology annotation, biological process: protein deubiquitination; G1/S transition of mitotic cell cycle. The transcript has a single exon.
AUGAGUGGCAUAAUGGUACAUGGUUUUGUCCAAAUGUGGAACAAGAGGUCAGGUAUGUCCAACGUGCAAGAAGUAUUCCUAGAAACAGUGGAAGGAAAAAAGAACUUUAAACUGCUGAUGUAUUUGAAGACUGGAAAAGUUAGAACUUUUCAGCUAAAUAAUAAUAUUAAAAAUGUAGCCCUUACAUCCUAUGGCGAAGACCUCAGUCACAUACAACUGACUUUCCAAAAUAGUAAUUUCUUGUUUAUUGAAAGAAUGGCUUCCAAAGAUGCUGAACAAUUGAAGGCGUUCCUGGACAGAGCCCCUCAAGACUGUCCUGAACCACACAUGAGCCCGGAGAAGGGAAAGGUUGUGUAUACCAGCAUAGCAACACAGACUACAGAAACUUCAUUGCCCAGCAUUUGUAAUAGAUCAGAUGAGGAAUGCUCAGGGAUAGACAAAGAAAUUGGGACUUUUGUUCAUCAGAAUACACCUUUACUUUCAUCCAAAUCAUCGACACUUACUGAUAAGGAAUCAGAAACUCAACCUAGCAAGGAAAUGCAAUCUUCUGAUUUAGAGGUAAGUGAAAGUGAGAAAUUGCCUAUAAAAAAGAGAAGUAUUAGGAAAAAAACCAGUGCAAAUCCCUUGAAGUAUAAAAGCCGCAAUUGGAAGAAACCAUCAAAGACAAGAGUGUCAAAGAACAGUAAGAAAGUGGCAUCUGUAGCAGUGGCCAACUCUUCAGGUGGAUGUCCCCGACAACGUACUGAUCUCCAACAUUUCAGUGAGAAUACAGUUCAACAGCUUCUGCAGGCACUAAAUAGUGGGGGUGGCCCAGGGCUCAAGGUACCCCAUAAACUUAAGUCACACACAUUAUGGCAAGGUCUCCCCAAUUUGGGAAACACCUGUUACAUUAAUGCAGUCUUACAGUCCCUGUGUUCAAUUCCAUUGUUUGUUAAUGAUGUACUCAAACAGGGUUUCCCGUGGGGAAGGGUUGCCCGUGAUAUGUUUUGUGUGUGUGUGAUACUUCUGCUUAUGAUGAAAGACAUUUUUAACAAGCAAACAAAGGAGUUGUUACUAGUGACUAUUAGAAGAUCCAGUUCACUAGUUGCAGAGAUGUUUACUGUGGACGCGCAGAAUGAUGCACACGAAUUUUUAAGCUUUUGCUUAGAGCAGCUGGAGAACUUACCAAAAUCAGUUUUAGUUAGCAAGAGUGAAAACAAAUCUGACAAAGAAAGUUCAUCGCAGCAAGCCUUUGCUGGUGAUUCUGCUGCCAAAAGGACUGCUUGUGCUGUCACAUCUAAUUUUGAGUGUGAGUUGCUGCACUCUAUUUUUUGUAAGAUUUGUGGUCGGGUUGUUUACAAAACAGAACCAGAUAAUUAUCUCUCCCUCAAUCUUCCACAAGGAAAGAAAAAGAGUCCUGUAUCUAUUCAGUCUACUUUUGAUCAGUUCCUUGCAAGAGAAGCACUGCUUGAGUAUAAGUGUGAGGAGUGUGAGCAGAAGAAAGCUGAAGUAAUGCACAAGUUCAUAAAGAUACCUAGGAUUCUUAUUAUUCACCUGAAACGCUAUUGCUUUACUGAAUUUUGGUCACUAAGGAAGGAUGAUCAGAAAGUCACUGUUUGCAAAUAUUUAGAUUUGUCUGCUCACUGCACUGAGGGCACCAAGCCACCUGUUCCUCUUAGCAGUAAUGCACACAUUAGAGAUCCAGAGUUACUAAAAGUUUCUCAAAAUUCAGGUCUUAAACUCCUUCACUCAUUAUCUUUAGUAGCGUUAGAAAACUCCAGGAAUACCAGAACAAGACGUGUUGAAUCUGUCAAGCAGCCUGAUUCACAGAAAUCCCAGAGGUCACAUACAGAGAGAAAAAGAGUACAACAGCAGAAAGAUGUGGGAAAAGCUUGUAAAUUGGAUACGAGAGAAUCAGAAUCAGUAUGUGAAGGAGAAGAGCAGUUAUCAAGCUCAGUGUUAAAUCUGGAAUCUGUUUCCCUUCCUGUGUUCCCCGGAUACAGGGAUCAACUCGUCAGCAAACGAGACACCCGUGUUACAGAAGUACCUGCAAAUCCAAAAGCAAGGAAGUCUGGAAAAAUCAGUACAUCUGAAGAGGCAGAUUUUGAUGCUGCCAGUGAGGUCACUGAAGACUUUUCCAAAGAUAAGAAAACCAGACUUAAAGAAAGAUCCCAGAAAAUGGCUGAACAAAGUGAGAAAUAUGAUGGGGUAGGGACCCAUAAAGAUGCCCCUGAGCAGACCCUUUCUGAAGGCCUUCCAAAACCAAAAGUCAGAGAGUGCACAGUGAGACUUACAGACUGUACACGAUUCAGUCUUCAAGAGGCUAACCCUGGAGACAAAGACAGUUCUGAUAAGAUGGAAUCAAAAACCCAGGAACUGGAAGAAAAGACUGAUAAGAAAAAUCGUUAUACUUAUAGGCUCAUUGGUAUUAUCAACCAUAUUGGAAAAAACCCCAAUUCAGGACACUAUGUCACUGAUGCCUACGACUUUACAAAGCAGGCCUGGUUCACUUACAAUGAUCUACUGGUAUCAAGUAUCUCAGAGUCCCUGGUGCAGAAGUCUAGGAUUUGCACAGGAUACAUCUUCUUUUACAUGCAUAAUGAGAUAUUUGAAGAACUGCUGCUAAGGGAAAAGACAACUCAGUCUCAGCCUGAGCCACAGCCAGAGCCAGAACCUGAGCUUGAAUCCCAGUCCAAGGCCAAGGCCAAGGCCAAAUCUCAGUCUAAGCCUCAGUCUAAGUCUCAGUCUUGCAGCCCCAAGGCAAAAAAAUCUUCAUAG